GAGAGAGAGAGCAAAAGUCACUGGUCAUGCAGUGAUCUCUGUAUUACUAGCUCUGACCUGUCAACAGGUGGCAGAGGGAGAAGUCUGGUGACUGAAAUCCAGACUUUCAGAAAAAAAGGACACCAACCCAAAAAAUUCAAGGAGGGAAACAAAGAAAAAACUUCAAGGCAAUGACCACCCAGCAGUUGUGGAUGGUCCUGUUCCUACUGACCCUGCUCUGCACUGUGUCACACUGUGUAAGCUCCAAGGACAACCAGCCAGAGCCUUCAAACCCACAGCAGGAGCUCACCUUCAGCCACGUCUACAAGAUUGAUGUCCCAGGAAGCUCCAGUUGCACCCUAGAACAGCUGCCRAGCCAGGAUGAGACAGGUCUUCAUAAAGAUACGAUUAUAAAUGGAGAAAAYGGCAUUACCUUCAAACACAAUAUCAGGCUGCAGACACCCAAGUGUGAUUGUGAGGAGUCGGAAAGCUUCAAGAAUCUUUUGUACAGAGUCAAUGGAUUGGAGGAAGAGGUCAACUAUCUAAAGACCCAGUGCACACAGGGAUGCUGCGGAAGAGGUGGUGCAGUAGGUGUAGACACAAGCUGCAGCGGUCACGGUAUUUACCAGCACGACACAUGYAGCUGCCUCUGUAACCUGGGAUGGGAAGGCCCAGAUUGCUCUGUGUCCUCCUGUCCUGAUGAGUGCAACGACAACGGUCGGUGUGUGGAUGGGAAAUGUGUGUGCUAUCAGGGCUACACAGGAGAGGACUGCAGCCAGCUGACGUGCCCCGACAACUGCAAYGAUAAGGGACAGUGUGUGGAAGGAAAAUGCGUGUGCUUCCCACACUUUACUGGUGAAACCUGCAACACCCYGAAGUGUCACAAUGACUGCGCCGACAAUGGGCAGUGUGUGAACGGACAAUGCAUCUGUGAUGAGGGAUUUCAUGGGGAAGACUGCUCAUCAGUCACUGGACCUCAAGGUCUGCAGCUGGUCCAAAAGACUGACAGCUCUCUCCUGGUUGAGUGGGAGUCUGCUCGUGGGGCUGAGUAUUAUGUAUUGACAUAUCAUCCUAAAUAUGACGAGGGUGCCAUGCAGCAGGUUCAGGUUCCAAACACAGAGGAGUCCUACUUCAUCACUGAUCUGACUCCAGGGGUCACUUACAUUGUCCAAGUCUAUGCCGUCAUCAAGAAGAUCAGAAGUGAAGCAAAUGUGAUUGAAGUAACCACAGAUGUCUCAGCUAUUGAUGAUAUCCGAGUUCUUGGUCAGACAGAGGUUUCUAUCCAAGUGGACUGGAAAAACCCACAGGCAGAAGUGGAUUACUUUAGACUGAAACACACUGACUUGUUUGGACAGGAGGAGGGGCUGAAGGUACAGAUGAGCCAAGAGGCACGCACCAAACACACUAUUGUGGGUCUGUAUCCAGGGACAGAGUACCAGAUCUCAGUGCAAGCUAUCAAAGGAGACACUGAGGGAAAAUCUUCCUUUGCCACUGGUGUCACAGACAUCGACUCCCCAACAAGACUCUUGACCACUGAAGUAACUGAAGACACAGCAACCGUUUCCUGGGAUCAGGUCCAGGCUGAAAUUGAGGGCUACAUGUUAAGUUACACCUCUGCUGGAGGGUCCAGUUCAGACAUCCCAGUUGGACGUGACAGAACCUCAUACAGGCUGGUAGGCCUGAGGCCCGGUGUCCUCCACACUAUUUACAUCUGGGCCUUCAAAGGAGACAAAGUCAGCAGAAAGACUUCAACAGAAGCUGAAACAGAGCUGGACUCUCCUACUAACCUCUUGGUUGGAGACAAGACAGACUCCAGCUUCAGAGUGAGCUGGGAUCACACCCAGGCAGACAUCGAUGGCUACAUGCUGACCUAUAGUUCCCCUGAGGGCUCAAGUGAGGAAAUCCGCGUUGGAUCUGACAGUUCUUAUGUAAUGACCGGCCUUAAGCCAGGGGUCAUCUACACUGUCUAUGUCUGGGCUGUGAAGGGGAGCAAAACCAGCAGGAAGACCACUACGCAAGUCGAGACAGAACUGGAUGCUCCAGCUAACCUCUCAGCUCGACUUGAAACAGAGUCCAGCUUCAGCAUCUCAUGGGAUCCAGUCCAGGCAGAAAUCGAUGGCUACAUCCUGACCUACAGCCAUCCUGACGGCACGAGCAGAGAAAUCCUUUUGAGGCCGGAGAGCACUUCCUAUGUGCUGACUGGGAUGAGACCUGCAGUUCUCUACACUGUGACCAUCAGGGCCUUCAAAGGAAACAAAGCCAGCAGGAGGAUCACAACGCAAGCUGAGACAGAUAUUGACCCCCCAAAAGACCUAAAAGUUUCAGACUUGAAACUGGACUCUGCUUCUUUGAGUUGGAUUCCUCCUCUGGCAGACAUUGAGGGUUACAUUCUCACCUACAGGGAUGAAGAGGGGAAAAUAGAGACWGUUGAAAGGAAGCUCGGAGCCGACCAAAGAAGCUUUACUGCAUCCAACCUGGAGAUGGGAAAGAGAUAUAUUGUGACCAUUAUCGCCUACAGAGGCUACAAGAGGAGCAAGAUGGCAGAGACCACCUUCAAAACUGUGGGCUUGCUGUACCCCUUCCCCAUGGACUGCGUACAGAUUAUGAAGAAUGGCAAUAGAAACAGUGGCAUCUACACCAUGUWCAUUAACAAUGACCACUCGAAACCAAUAGAAGUUUUUUGCGACAUGGACACGGAUGGAGGCGGCUGGCUGGUGUUGCAGCGUCGUAACACUGGCAAGCUGGACUUCAUGAAACGCUGGAAGCAGUACAUAGCAGGUUUUGGCAACCUAACAGAGGAGUUCUGGCUYGGUUUGGAGAAGAUAUAUGAGCUAACCAACACUCCUACUCAAUAUGAGCUGAGGUUUGACCUGGGCCUGGGCUCAGAGAGGGCCUAUGCAGUAUAUGACAAGUUUAAGAUCGCACCAGUCAAGCAGAAGUUUACGCUCACCAUUGGCAAAUACAGAGGGACAGCAGGUGAUGCCAUGACCUACCAUGAAGGACGCCCCUGGACAACCAUUGAUUUAGAUAAUGACAUUUCUCUGGGAAACUGUGCCCUGACCCACCGAGGCGCCUGGUGGUACAAAAACUGUCACUUGGCCAACCUCAACGGCAAAUGGGGUGACACCAGACACAGCAUGGGAGUCAACUGGGAACCAUGGAAGGGACACCUGACAUCCCUCGACUUCACAGAGAUGAAGAUCCGACCCUUGGGAUCCAUGUCCAGCAGARUGAGGCGAUCGCUGAUGGCCAGAGAGAGCAGUAAAACCUCAAAUGUUCACAAGAAACAGGAGAGCAGCCGAAACUAGAAUGUAUUAGAUCAGCUCCAUUAACACUUUUAGCGUUUCUGAACAUUCAUAGAUACAAAUAAUGCUACACAGGCUUUGUUUCAUUUUUUUAUUUUUGUUUUUUUGUAAACGUAAUGCUAAGAAAUGAUUUUACUGGUUCAGUUAGAAACCCCUAAAAAAUCAUGGAAGAUGAACCUUUUAGCUAAUCAUUGUAUUUUUGCAAACUAAUGGCAGCAUCUUCAGUUUACUUGUCUUCUGUUUAUUUUAUGUUCCAGAAAGGAAAGUUUUUAAAACAUUAAAGUGAAAGGAAUAAAACAC
Molecule: messenger RNA, 3584 nt
Organism: Austrofundulus limnaeus
Lineage: Eukaryota; Metazoa; Chordata; Actinopteri; Cyprinodontiformes; Rivulidae
Gene: tnn
Product: tenascin N
Exons: 18
Coding region: 171-3287 (1038 amino acids)
Biological process (GO): regulation of cell adhesion
Cellular component (GO): perisynaptic extracellular matrix
Molecular function (GO): protein binding
Source: RefSeq, a predicted model, not a curated record